AUGCCGCAGGAAAUAGUAAAGGCUUAUGAGAAAUUAUUUGCAGAGCCUCAGCAGGGAUGGGCAAGCUCUCAACAACAACCACAGUUAUCUCCGAAUAGAUUGGCUUCAGGGGUGAUGCCCAAGAGCGGAUCACUGGUGGAAAAACUGGAGGUUUAUAAGAAAAUGUGGGAUGACUUAGAAAGGAAAUUAGAAGCUCAAGGCAAGUUGUCUUAA
Messenger RNA from Arctia plantaginis, 213 nucleotides. The record is from the annotation of a GenBank genome assembly. NCBI's taxonomy places the organism in Eukaryota, Metazoa, Arthropoda, Insecta, Lepidoptera, Erebidae.